AUCACUACACCACUUCCCGCCUUCCAUUUACAUCAUCAUCACAUCUACCAUCUAUAAAAUACCUUAAUUAUUAAAAAAAGAAUACAUUAUUAAUCUUUAAACGAAAAGGUGUUUUAUCGUGACAUGUGCGAAAUAAAAUGUGUUGAAAAAAAUAAUAAAUAUUAAAAAAGUAAUUCGAAAAUAAAAGUGGAAAUAAAUAGAAUUAUAAUUACAUUUCUAGUUGAAAACAUAAAGUUUGAAUUUGGAAUGUGGUAGCGGCAGAGGCGCCAAACCUUUUCCGUGCUGUGUACGUUACGUAACGGUUCCGGACAAAAUCGAUAUUGUGAGCGUAUAAAUAGCGGUCCGCGAUUGAGAACAGCUGGCUAGUCGCCAGCCAUGCAGCCUACGAGGAUGCGCCGGCCCCGGCGGCACCGCUGGCUGACCCUGUCAGUGUUCUUCGUGGCGUAUUCGGUGUUCCAGGCUGUGUUCAGCCCCAGCUCGACAGCCUCCACCGUAGGCCCCUCCACCGACGUCGACGAGCCCUCGUCCCAGAGAGAUAACCCGAUUACGAUCCCUGAGAAAGAUGAGAAAGAUAUCAGCACAACGCCACUGUCAAUGGCGGAGAAUGAGUAUAGCACGAGAAGCGGUAAGAAGGCCAUGAAGGGACUAGUCGAUGAAGAAGAAGAAGAAGAUGAAAGCGAGAAGAAGAAACAAAAAGAUGCCGGAUAUGUAGAGGAGGGGGAGUUCGAUGACACGCCACCGACUGUCCACCCCCUCAGGAACUGUACUCCGCCAGCCAUUGAACAGUUCCCUCGUCCCCUGAUGGGCCAGUACGCGCGGCGUCACGGAGGACUGAUCAUCCACGUCCUCGUGUGUGUGUUCACCUUCAUUGGCCUAGCCAUCGUGUGUGACGAGUACUUCGUCUCCAGUCUUGACAGGAUCUGCGAAGAGCUGAAGCUGGCACCAGACGUCGCGGGCGCAACGUUCAUGGCGGCGGGCAGUUCUGCGCCGGAGUUGGCUACCGUCAUCAUCGGCGUCUUCUGUGCGCAGGAUGACAUAGGUGUGUCUGGCGUGAUCGGCUCAGCGGUGUUCAACAUAAUGUUCGUGAUCUCCGUGUGCGCGCUGUGUGCGGGCACCGUGUCACACCUCAACUGGUGGCCGUUGUGCCGCGACUGCUUCUUCUACGCCCUCUCUAUCCUCGUCAUGCUGUGCACCAUAUGCAAUGGAUACGUCUCCUGGCCGGAAGCAUUGUUCAUGCUGAUAAUGUAUGGGGUUUACUGCAUCGCUCUGCGGUUCAACACCGCACUGGAGCGUUGGGCCAUGACCAUCAAACUGCCCUUCAAGCUGCCCACACGGGAAGAGCAGGCUGCCUUAGUCACAUACAAGAGCGCGCAGGCGCAACCAGCCGCUGCCGCGGGCGACGCGCAGUACACCGAGGUGGAGGGACAGACCAAGGAGACUGCGUUACAGAAUCCGCCGUACAACCCGGACGGCGCGUACGACAAUGCGGCGUACAACGCGGGCCCCACUAACGCUUGGGACCCCAACAGCAGCUGGGACCCUAACAACGCCUGGGGCGAGCAAACGAACACCGCGGCACAGGCGCCGGCGGCGAUCGGCUGGGGCCUGCCGCCCGAGCCCACGGCACCCGCGCAGGCCCCGCGCCCAGCACUGUCCGCCGGCAGCACGCCUGGUGACGCCCCGCAGCCGCAGCCGCAGCCACAGGCCCCAGUGGUACCAACCUACUACAAAGCAAAGGAAUACAACCCGGAGACAGCUGUCAACCCCCUCAUCAAACCUGCCAAUGCGAAUCCUCUGCAGCUAGCGUUCUGGUACGUAGCGUAUCCCAUCCACUGGUCCUGCCGCCACACCAUGCCUGACUGCCGCGGGCCCUGGUACCCUGUCACGUUCCUCGUCUCCAUGUUGUGGAUCUCAUUCUACUCAUACUUCAUGGUCUGGAUGAUUACUAUCAUUGGUUUCACCCUGGGUAUCCCGGACACGGUGAUGGGUCUAACGUUCGUGGCUGCUGGCGUAUCUGUCCCGGAUGCGCUCUCAUCACUCGCCGUCAUCAAGGAAGGAUACGGUGAUAUGGCGGUGUCCAACGCGGUGGGGUCCAACGUGUUCGACAUCCUGGUGUGCCUGGGGCUCCCCUGGUUCAUACAGACGGCCAUCAUCCAGCCAGGCAGCCACGUCAACGUCAUCAGCAAAGGUCUGGUCUACUCGACCCUGUCGCUGUUCUCGACGGUGAUAUUCCUGGUGGUGGCGACCCACGCCAACGGCUGGAAGCUCGACCGCAAGUACGGCGCUGUGCUGAUGGUGUGGUACCUUCUCUUCAUCACCUUCGCCAGUCUGUAUGAGCUGAACGUCUUCGGAGACUUCCACCCACCUGAUUGCGGCUCCACCUACUAAAAACGCUCGAAUUUUCUGGAAAAACGUACCUACUUUGUUGGUAAAAAAGAGUGGUACAGCUAAUUUAUUUUAAAAAAUCCCCCCCUCAUCUCAGUCUGAUAGCGCUUAAAACCGCGCAGAUAUUUUAUUAAAACCAAUACCAAACUAAGACUUAAAUACCCUUUUUAUUAUUGUAUAUUAAUUAUUCAAUAAAUCGAAAUGCGACGAGUCAGUUCUGUAGCUGUUAGCUCUACUAAUUGUAAAGUAAAUUAACAUUUAAUUUGUCGUACAUAGCUUUCAGUAAUCCGGGAUUAAAAAGAACACAUCGAAGCAAUUCAUCUACAAGAGAAAUAUUGAAAUUUGACAUUUGCGCAUAUAAAAGUAAGUGCGCAACGCAAACAUAUGUCAAAUAGCAAUAUUGCUUUUUAGAUGAAUUGCUUUAAUCCCACCUUUGCCUUUUUAACCCCACAGUACUCAUUAACGGCCUAUUUAAAUGUAGUAUUAUAAUCGAAUAUUUACAACACAAAUUGGUGAGUCUGCUAAUCCAAUUUCUAUGCCAUUUGCUCUCUCUAAAAUGUCGGAAAUUACACCACAAAUGCUAGGAGUCUCGAAUUUUGCAUGGAAUUCCACUUUAUCGACCCAGGUGUCCACCUAAAAUUCGUAAUAAAUUUUUAUAUUAUAACGUGAAUCAACGUGGAGUGUAUCCCUUCUGUAGGAUGAGUUACGAAAUAGAAAGGCAUCAGUUGGAAAAAGUAGAUUGAUUGAAAAUAAGUUUUUAUAAGUUUUCUUCUUUCCGAUCUUUAUGAAAUAAAUAUAAGUAAAACUAUGAUUUUGCAGUUAAACGCUCUGCGCAAAUGGUUAUAGUGUAAAAAUAUAACCAAAACAGUAUGUUUGUUUACUCAAAUGAUACAGGGAACUGUCAAAAUUUAAGAACACUCACACAGUAGGAACACCUGGGGGGUUAAUAAGGCCACAUUGAAGCAAUUCAUCUAAAACAGCAAUAUUGCAAUUUGACAUUUGCGCAUAUAAAAGUAAGUGCGCAAUGCACACAAAUGUCAAAUAGCAAUAUUGCUUUUUUAGAUGAAUUGCUUCGAUGCGGGCUUUUUAACCCCUUUGAUGGGAAAAACAGGCGGGUUGUAUCCUCAUUGUAAAAGCAGAUUCACCAAAAUAUUUAUAUAAAUAUUUAAGUUUUCUACUAUGCUAUAGUCUUAUGAUUAAAAAAAACAUCGAUGUUGCUAGUUUCUACUUUUACAUAAAGUUACAUACAAGAUUACAUGUCAAAAUUGUGUGAAAACGAAAUAGGAUCGAAAAUAUAAUUUUUUGAAACAAUUUUAUUUCAUCAGUAUUUUUUUUUUACUAUUACACAUAGGAAAAAUGUAGUUUUUACAUUGUUAUUAAUUAUUUGGCAAUGUAAUACAAAGUUGUAUUCAACAGUUUGUACGCGCUUUCACACCGCCCGCAUUGAACGCUAAGACAUUUGCGCCACGUAUCACAUUGAUGAAUACAUUUUUGUACUCAUCUGUUUUUGAAGGUCUGUAACCCAGUGUCUGGAAGAGAAAUGCAGUAAGAGCAGUCCAGUUAUAAAAUGAACGCAUACUGACAUAAAAAUGCUAUAAAAAAUUCUGUAAUUACUUUGUCAUAAUUGCAAUAUACCCAGAGCUAGCACGCACAAAAUUCAGUCAGUUUUCACUCAAUUUUGCGUUUAAUUCAGUAAAUAAUAAAAAUCACAGCUACGGUUCAGUGGUGUUACUCAUCUUAUGAAUAUUUAAUAGAUUUUAGUGGCACUUAUAAAUAAUUUCAAAUAGCUGCAGGUAAGUAAAUAUGUCCAGAAAAUGUAUGUUGCUGUAUUCAUGAAAAUAUUUUACUUCAGGUUGUUGUAAUGUGUACCUAAAAAGCUUUGCAUUAUGUAUAGUUCUUGUUUAGUUGUUUGAUGUGAUAUUGUACUAGGUAUAGCUUGCUCGAGUCUUUAAGACGUAAAAUACUCAUUUUUAAAAUGAUCUCGAUCUUUUAGAAUGUACAUAAGUAAGGUCUUAAGCACUAACCUAUCCUAUAGACGAAUUUUGAAUACCCGUAAAGAGACAAAACAUCGAGAAUAUGACGAAUUACCUAAAUUAAUACAUAGUAGUUUUCAGGAGGUUAAAAAGGCUACAUUGAAGCAAUUCAUCUAAAAACAUAUUGGUAUUUUAGAUGAAUUGCUUCCAUGUGGUCUUUUUAACCUCCAGUACGAGGAUAUAGUAUAAAUUAAAUAGAAUUUACACUUUUUUGCUACGGAUACGCAUGUAGAAAGAGUUGGUAAUUAUAAAUUGACAUUAUUUUUGAAUCAUAUCAAGGAGCAAUUUUAGAGCGAUGAAGAGUUUCGCGAAUUCGUUGCCGCUAUAUACUCCAACAUAGAUUGUUUCACGGCCUGUUUUGCCCUUUGGGUUCGAAGGUCGUUUUGGUAGCCGCUUCUGUAAAAACAGUUGCCUGUCGAUUAACAAAUACUUUAGGCUAGAUACCUAAGAUAUAAAAUCGCUUUUUUGUAAUGAAUCUUAGUUAAAUUCUAACGAAACAAUUGACCAGUUACCCGAUCUUCCAAAGUUAUACCAUGUGAACCUUAUUAGAGUAACCAACGAUAUCUAUAAAGUCCUUCCUAUAAAAAAAAAAUAUAACCGCAAUCGCUGUACCGUGCCUAGAGUAACAGGCGACAGACUAGAGAUUUCAAUCCCAAGACUUUUCUUAUCCCAGAAUCCCCGAACUUUUUCUCAAUCUCGGGAUUCCGAUGUUUGGGAUCUCUAAGAUUGGUGUACCAGGGAAAUAAAACAAAGCAUGACUUCUAAUAAUGUCCCAGUCAAACAGAGACGCAAAUGUGAAGAAUGGUAGUCAGAGGUACGAUCGGGCAUCCCCACGAGCCCACGAAUGCGUUCAGCUGCUUAUAUCUUAUUUUAUAGAUUUUGUCCUUUCCAGCAUGAUAGGUGAUUGUCUAGUCACCUGUUACCAUAAUAUGGUUCAUCAUAUCCACCUUAAGACUUCAUAUAUUAAUUUAUUAAAAUUGGCUAUGACCUUAUUAUUUAUUCGUAGGCUAUGAGUUAUUUUCUGAUCGCUUGUGGGCCCGCCCGGUAUGUAUGUAUGCUUUAGACAGAGAGAUACAGAGUGGAGGGGGCAACUCGGCCGCCUUGUCUCGAUAUACACCUACCUAAGGCGCGGUGCAGCAUGAUUGACGAAUUAUCAUAUUAAUAAUAAGUGUUUCCCAAAAACAACCCUAUACCUCCUAUCCCAAACUUUUUCUUCCCACAUUAUUUUUUAUUAAUACUAAUCCCAUUCCAAUUCUGUGAUCUAUGUAGCUAAAUAAAUUUAUAGGUAGGUAAAACAUACGUAUUGUAAUAUUAUUAUAAUUAUUAUUAAAUAAACACUACGCUGUGCCUAUUUUGCAUUCUGCCUAUAAUGUGAAAAUCGUUUUAUGUGAAGUCUUAUUUGUAUUAGAAAUAGGUUCAGCGUGGUAGAAUAAAUACCUACCAUGGUAGAAUAUAACGAUGUAUGCUCGCUCUAUCUCGACAAAUAACUUGAGUUGGAAAGAGUCGGUAAGUAAUAAUAGUUCCUUUAUAGUCGUCAUAUCUAAGAUGCCUAUUACACUGACAUUUUUAAGCGUGCGGAUUUCCGGUAAGCGAGAAAGUGUACAUUAAAAUCGUCGGAAAACGCAAAGCAAGCUUGUUACAAAAAUUUAACCCGUAAGUCAAAGUGUUAAGGGCCGGGCUGUAUUGUGAGAAAAUAAAAAUAAAUACCUUGUUACGUUUUACCAUGGAAAAAUUACACUUUUAGUGAUGGUUGCUAGGUCGCUGUGAGGUUGUUUACUGACCAGCUUAGCUAGCUAAACAUUAUCACGGAUGAGAGAACACAUUAUAAAAUCUUUUGAUAAAUAUCAUAGAAAGAGAUUUUAGAUUGAAAUGAAUAACGGUACAUUUUCAAAUGAGAUUCAACUACUCUUGAGUCAUGUAAAACUCAAGUUGAGUCGAAUAUUCUAAAAACAAACGAAUCAAAAAAGCGGCGUUCACUGUGUUCUUGUGAAAAGAACUAUAAAAUCACUAUAUGAAGAGAAAACUAAGAAAAAGAAAAAUUUAAAAGCAUUUUUGAGCUUUGUAAUCGCUCAAGUAACGGUCGCUAACUUAAUUAACCAAAAUAAAUUCAAAAGUUUGAUCACUAAGAUAUGAAUUGGCUUAUAAAUUACAAUUAUUUAGUGUCAAUUAGAUAUGGCUAACAUGACAUAAGAUGUGCAAAGCAGAAAUAUAAAAAUAGAAAAAUAUCCCAUUAAAUGAUUUAUUUAAAAAAAAAAUGUUUAUCACGCCUUGAUGUUUUUUCAUAACUAUUAUAAGUUACGUAGUCUUAACAGCGUCAAUUAAAAUCUAUAAUUGUAUAAAAAUAAAUAUGUCUACUAAGCAUUAUUACGACAAUAACUUUGUAUGUUGCGUUUGAAGUCGACCUCUAACUGCCAAAUGUCAACUGUUGCGAAAAUACACAAAUUGAUAUAAUUUAUCUUCCAACAUCCAAAAAGCGUAUAAUAUGAAAGAUUAUCCGUUUUUAUAAUAUUAUUUAUAACUACCUCAUUAUUUUAAAAAGGUCACAAAACUAUAAAUGUUUAUCUUGUGCGAUAUCAUUAUGAUUAAUACUAAUUUAAAUAUUCCACUGCUACUAUUGCAAUACUUUGCAACAAAGAACAAAUGCACGAGACAUGUUGAAAAUUAGCUUCGAAAUUGUACAUUAUUUGUAUCUACGUAGACUUAAUGUAGCAGGCAUGUGCUUACCUACACGAAUCAAUUAAUAAGGUCAAUUGAAUAAUUCAAUUAAACAUUAAAACGAGACUAAAAUGUACUUAAAAGAUCUCAAGAUCUUUAAAAGAACCAACGAUUUGUUAAAAAUGAAAUUGGAGCCAAUUAAUUACAACGUAAUUAUUGAUGAUGUAACUAAUAUAAAGAGGUAUUCUCUUAUUUGUGUGUUUAUUAACGAAAGUAAGACUACACAAUUAAAGAUAAGUGUGUAUGACUUUUCUCUCUUUAAAAACGCGGCGCUUAAAAAUGGUCGUGUGAAAGCGUUAAAGACACAAGCGUUUUAAAGACACGAAUAGAGAAUAUCUCAUUUUUGUUCAAGCGUGGUGUAUCUUAAACAUUCCUGCUUUAAUCGAACGCGCAUAAUAUAUCUAUGGUUGUAACAACAGCCUAAUUUGACUAAUGUAAAUAGUAGUGGACCAUACUAACCAUUAAUUAGAUGUAAGUUUUAAAACACUUCUUUUUUCUUUUUUUAUUAUGUUCAUAUUGUUUAAUUUUUUAAGCUACUUCAAAAAUAGAUUACUUAAAAAUAAUUAGUUAGUUUUGCCUAGUAUUUAUUAGAUCAGCGGGCCUACCACCGAUAGCAUGCGACUUUUUCUCGCCGCCAGAGAGUUCAUCUGUCUCUUUCUGUACAGUACUGUGAGAGAGUGACGGGUGACGUAUGUCGAGGCGAGAAAGAGUUGCACGCUUACGGUGCUAAGCCCGCUGAUGUUGACUUGAAGUUGUGUAUUUGUAAAACUUAAUAAUGUGAUACUGAUUUAUAAAAAUAUCAAUGAAAAAAAUAUCUUUAAUUCUUAAAAUGCUUUGGGCUCAAGAUAACUUUGCUAUCAAAAUAGAUAUUGAAAUAGAUUUGCACUUUAAAACUAAGUAAUGCGGAAAAGUCAUAUUGCUAUAAAAUGUUAUUUUUACCAUAAUCAGAACAAAAAGAAUUAAGUAUAAAUGUUUGGGAAAGUAAUACAGCUAUUUUGCUUCAUCUCUUUAGCAUUUACGAUAGCUACGUGCUAGAUUAUAUUAUACAAUCAGCGUGUUAGUGACACAGUAACGAAAAAAAAGAACGCCUGUUUGAUUGUACUUACUAAAAACGAAGUGUUUUUCUUGUCAGAAAUAUUUAAUUAAUAUUUUGUAUUUUUGCCGCGCUACAUCGCUAGACUACGUAUAUGUACGUAGCGACUAUUCGUCUUGUUCGAUUAACAUUGAUGGUUUUUAAUCAUUUCACAUUUAUUUAUUUUCUUUUAAAUUUGAAUUCUAUGCAGCUUGAAUUAAAGCACAAAAUGGGACUGAAAAUAAUUUAAAAGGUAGUAAAAUUUUCAUUAAUUUUCCGACAGGAAAUUCGUCUUCGAAAAGUUUUCGUUACAAUGUCACUAACUGCCUGUAUAAUUAUAGUGUCGAUUCAGACAGAUACAAACUUAGCCUGAUCUUACUUAGAUAGUAGUAAAAGUAGUAGUGAUAUCCUUCUCUAACGAUAAAUGCAAAGAAGAGACAGGGAUAUCUGUUACUGGAACUGUCAAACUAAAUUGACAUGUGUAAAACUAACUCUGUCUCUUUCUAGCGUUUAUCGUUAGAGAAGGUUAGCAUUAUUUUUAUAACUGUCAAAUUAAGAUUAAGUUUGUGUCCGCCAGGUUCGGCGUCAUUAUGUACCUUAUUCUAAGUAAAUUAUUAUCUUUUCACCUGUUAAUCCUAUAUCAAAUGUCUAAUUCGUGUGUAAAAAUUAUAGUUACCUAAAUAUUCAAUGUUGAUUUGUAUUUAUAUCCUUGUAGCGUAAGACGUAUCAUUUAAAUUUUAACGUUUUAAAUUAAAUGUUAUAAUUUCAUAACUUACAUCUUAUACUAGCAUUAUCUGUGUGACGUGUAAACACGUUCUGUAAGUCUAGCACACUACGUCGAGAAACGAGUACAGAUACAAAACUUUAAAUGAAAAGAUAUGGUUAUUAUAAAAGUUUUGAAAAUAGGGGAGAGUACAAACAGGAAACCCCUAAAGCACACAUAUGUGUAUGUGUACUUUACGAAUGAUUCAUAGUCAAAACAUUACGUUCGCCGCCAUUCUGACACACGCUUGCCAUUUUUACCCUCGUCUCUCGACGAUCUGUCUCAGAACGUGUAAAAACGUUGUACCCGAUAUGUAAGCAUAACUUUUCAUUAUAGUUUAAAGCUGAAAAGAGUGAAAAAAUCAUCUAAAAGUACUUAUUUCCUUUUAUAACAUAUAAGCUCACGACUAUAAUUAGGGCAGUCCAAAGGUGAAUCCUCUGCAAGAUGAACUAAGCAACCCACGCACUCUUCAUCAAGUAUUCUGUUAGACCAACGUGAGAAAUGGUGAGCCGUAUCACCGUCUAUAAUUGUCGAGCCAACUGUAUCAGAAAAAACUGCACUUAAGGUAUAUAAAUAUAAUAACCCUAUUCGUAAACUACUAAAUAGAUUUGUACGCGGUUUUCUCUGUUACGAUUUACAUUUUUAAAUAUACUAUAGGGUAAUAAUUGUACCCAAUGAAGCCGGGGUGAUGUGCUAAUAUUUCUACUCUUUUCAGUCGAAACUAUCGAAAUUAUAACACCCCAAGUCUAAGAUGUUCUCUCGACUCGUCCACUACUCCACUGAACAUUUUGGUAUUUUCAGUUGCGUCCUCGACUUGAAGACUUCACUCAUUGGAGUCGAGCAUAUCACACUACCAACAUAAUAAUAAAAAAUUGACGUCAUGCCUUUCUGGAGUAAACUCGCCCCGAUACCGACCCCGCCGGCGUGGUCGACUUCCCUCAAUCAGCGCUUAUCGCUAUCGACCCACUAGGGUUGAUUAUUUCAAUUAUUUUUUUAUCUCAGAUGACGCCCUGAGCCGAGGUUCGCGCCCAACUGAGCACCCUCAGGCCUGUUGUCUUCAACGUUGUACCGGGUGAGAGCCUUCAGCGCUCCCCAUUUGUCCGACCAAGUAGUUAAUGCCAUCUGCGGCAAAUCUACAAUAAGUCACGUCAAAAAAAGGAGUAAACUCGAGUUAAGGGUAUGAUGCCGUUUAAGAAUACCUGUUUUGAGCUGAGUUCUAGGUCUUGGAGGUGGCGUCAACUGGGGACGGAGUAGAAGAAGGUAGGAGAUAACAUCUUAGAAUUCGAGUGUAAGGGUGGUACUUAUUAAUAAACUAAUCUCAGCUUUGAAACUGCCCUCGAGAUCAUGUCAAUGUUACAAUUCUCAUAUAGGGUGGUAUGAAAUGAAAUGAAAUUUAUUCCGUGCAUGGUGUUUAGGUUACAAACUGCUGUUAUUUUUCAUUGAGUAUCACCAAAUACUGCCUUUUCAAACAUCAUCAUCACCAGCCCAUUAACGUCCCUAAUGCUGGGGCACGGGCCUUCCCUAUGGAUGGAUAGGGAGAUCGGGCCUUAAACCACCACGCGGGCCCAGUGCGGAUUGGUGGUUAUUAACGACUGCUAAUGCAGCCGGGACCAACGGCUUAACGUGCCUUCCGAAGCACGGAGGAGCUCGAGAUGAAAACUUUUUUUUUGUGGUCACCCACCCUAUGACCGGCUUGAACAAUCACAGACCGAGCGCGUUUACCGCUGCGCCACCGAGCUACUUUUCAAACAUACACUCAGAUUAUUUAAAAACAAUAACAAAUAAUAAUAUCAAUUUUACAAAUAUUCUACACACUUAAUACAUGCUGACAAUUUUGAUAUAAAAACAGGGACUUGAGCAUGAUCUUGAGGGCAGUCUACCACCCUUAGGGUGGUAUGCUCAAGUCCCUGUUUUAUAUGAGAACUGUCACAUUGUCAUGAUCUCAAGGGCAGUCUCAAAGCUGAGAUUAGUUUAUUAAUACCACCCUUAGUCUUUGUUGAAUAUGUCUGUAAUAUUUGUUGAGUACCUUGUUACUGUAGUGAUUUCCGGCAGUAUUAUAUUGUAUAACCUUUAACCAAUUUGUUAUACUGUUUAUCGGUGUUUGGUAUGUAACGGUUAGAUUAGGUGUUCCUGUACAUAGCUGGUGCGCGUACGCAUACGAGCUAAUAAAUAACAUUACGUGAAUUAUUGUUAAUUACUGUAAGUACAUGAAGACGAUGUUAAAUAAAGUGUAAAAUGUGG
This is a messenger RNA of Pectinophora gossypiella (pink bollworm), 11209 nucleotides long. RefSeq names its product probable sodium/potassium/calcium exchanger CG1090. The record is from RefSeq and is a predicted model, not a curated record. Gene Ontology annotation, molecular function: calcium, potassium:sodium antiporter activity; calcium channel activity. The transcript has 16 exons. Gene Ontology annotation, biological process: intracellular calcium ion homeostasis; calcium ion transmembrane transport. NCBI's taxonomy places the organism in Eukaryota, Metazoa, Arthropoda, Insecta, Lepidoptera, Gelechiidae. Gene Ontology annotation, cellular component: membrane. The coding region runs from base 376 to 2388 and encodes 670 amino acids.